Messenger RNA from Ipomoea triloba (trilobed morning glory), 1095 nucleotides. Its product is annotated as rhomboid-like protein 11, chloroplastic. Gene Ontology annotation, molecular function: serine-type endopeptidase activity. The record is from RefSeq and is a predicted model, not a curated record. The transcript has 7 exons. NCBI's taxonomy places the organism in Eukaryota, Viridiplantae, Streptophyta, Magnoliopsida, Solanales, Convolvulaceae. The coding region runs from base 5 to 877 and encodes 290 amino acids. Gene Ontology annotation, cellular component: membrane.
AACAAUGCUUCGACUUCAACUACCGCUUCACCGGCAGCUUAUGCUCGACUGCCAUGGCUUCCUACCCUCGGCAUCGCCGCCGCUAUCUCGAUCUCCAUUCACUUCACUGCCUCCUAAGCUUCCAUUUUCUUCUUCUCGCUACCUCAAGCUCAAGACCUCACUUCCGCUUCGAACUUCCUGGUCUCGUGUCUUCUGCAAAUUUAAGGACUCAGAUAUUACAUCACAGCUGGAACUUGGGAAGCCCAUUGAGAAGCACAAGCCAGGGAAGCGCGUAAAUGGAAUUUUCUGGAUUCUACUUAUAAACCUAGGGAUAUAUGUAGCCGAUCACAUUCUCCAGGUUCGGGGUAUAAAAGCAUUGUAUUUGUACCAUAAUCACCCUGCUUGGUACCAGUUUGUGACUUCUACAUUCUGUCAUUUUAAUUGGAAUCACUUAUCAAGCAACCUUUUCUUCUUGUAUAUUUUUGGAAAACUUGUUGAAGAGGAAGAAGGAAACUUUGCCUUAUGGUUCUCUUAUCUACUAACCGGGGCUGGGGCAAACCUUGUUUCAUGGCUAGUUCUUCCUAGAAAUGCAGUUUCUAUUGGGUCAUCUGGUGCAGUAUUUGGACUGUUUGCAAUUAGUGUACUUGUCAAGAUGUCUUGGGAUUGGAGGAAGAUUCUUGAAGCGCUUAUAUUGGGCCAGUUUGUUGUGGAAAGGGUGAUGGAAGCUGCCCAAGCUUCGGCAGGAUUGACAGGUGGUUUGAAUGGAGGUUAUGCCUUACAGAGCGUCAAUCACGUUGCACAUCUCUCAGGUGCGUUAAUUGGUGUAGUUUUGAUAUGGCUUCUUAGUGGAAUCCCUUCACAACCAACUGAAACACACAAGGGGAAGAACAAGCGCUGAGUAUCCUUGCUGUCUCAUUCACUUGAUAAUUUUGGACUACACUGAAACUGUAAAUAGAUUUGGCCAUUUGGGGAUUACAUAGUGAAAUCCCUGUAACUCUAUGAAUGGUUGAGAAAAGGAUUAGAGUCUUUCUGGUUGGGCGCCAAAUCCUUCCAUUAUUGUACUAGCAUUGUUGUUGCUUUGAUAUAAAUAAUUAAUUUUUUUUAUAGGGAGUCAAA